GCGGCUGCCUGGCCCCGGAAGCUCGCGGACGUGGCGGCUCGUGAGGCGCCGGGCGCUUCCGCAGGCCCGGGCGAGCUGGGCGGCGGCCGGCGGUGGGCAGGUGCGAGAGGCGCUCAGCCAUGGCCGAGUCGGUGGAGCAGCUGCGGCAGCGGGUGCAGGAGCUGGAGCGGGAGCUGGCCCAGGAGAGGAGCCGGGGCGUGCAGGGCGGUGGCCGCGCCCGCAUCGACAAGAUGAGCCCGGAGGUGGUGGACUCCAACCCUUACAGCCGCCUGAUGGCAUUGAAACGGAUGGGGAUCGUCAGCGACUAUGAGAAAAUCCGGACGUUUGCAGUGGCAGUAGUAGGUGUUGGUGGAGUCGGCAGUGUGACCGCGGAGAUGCUCACGCGGUGUGGCAUUGGCAAGUUGCUACUCUUUGACUACGACAAGGUGGAACUGGCCAACAUGAACAGACUUUUCUUCCAGCCUCAUCAAGCAGGAUUAAGUAAAGUCCAAGCAGCAGAACAUACUUUGAGGAACAUUAAUCCUGAUGUUCUGUUUGAAGUACACAACUACAACAUAACCACAGUGGACAACUUCCACCAUUUCAUGGAUAGAAUAAGUAAUGGUGGGUUAGAAGAAGGAAAACCAGUUGAUCUAGUUCUUAGCUGUGUGGACAAUUUUGAAGCUCGAAUGGCAAUAAAUACAGCUUGCAAUGAACUUGGACAAACGUGGAUGGAGUCCGGGGUCAGUGAGAACGCCGUUUCGGGGCACAUACAGCUCAUCAUUCCGGGAGAGUCGGCUUGCUUUGCGUGUGCCCCACCUCUCGUAGUGGCGGCCAACAUCGACGAGAAGACUCUGAAACGAGAAGGUGUCUGCGCGGCCAGUCUCCCCACCACCAUGGGCGUAGUGGCUGGGAUCCUGGUACAAAAUGUGUUAAAGUUCCUGUUAAAUUUCGGUAAAGUUAGCUUCUACCUGGGCUACAAUGCCAUGCAGGACUUCUUCCCGACCAUGUCCAUGAAGCCAAACCCCCAGUGCGAUGACAGACACUGCCGGAAGCAGCAGGAGGAAUACAAGAGAAAGGAAGCAGCAUUACCCAGACAGGAAGUGGCUCAAGAAGAGGAAGAGAUCAUCCAUGAAGAUAAUGAAUGGGGGAUCGAGCUGGUAGCGGAGGUUUCCGAAGAAGAGCUGAGGGCUUCUUCAGGCCCCGUUCCUGACCUCCCGGAAGGAAUUACGGUGGCAUACACGGUUCCCGAAAAGCAGGAAGAUUCUGCGCCUGCAGUAACGGUGGAAGAUUCUGGUGAAAGCUUGGAAGAACUUAUGGCCAAGAUGAAGAAUAUAUAGAUAAUGGGCUGGUAUCUGCUAUUUGAGUUUAGUUCCUUGAAAUUAAAGACAUUUUCCCCUUAAUCUAAUAAAAAUUAGAGCAACAUCA
This is a messenger RNA of Ochotona princeps (American pika), 1407 nucleotides long. It is a transcript of the gene UBA5, whose product is annotated as ubiquitin like modifier activating enzyme 5. Gene Ontology annotation, cellular component: cytosol; cytoplasm. NCBI's taxonomy places the organism in Eukaryota, Metazoa, Chordata, Mammalia, Lagomorpha, Ochotonidae. The transcript is spliced from 12 exons. Gene Ontology annotation, biological process: protein ufmylation. Bases 120 to 1319 code for a protein of 399 amino acids. The record is from RefSeq and is a predicted model, not a curated record. Gene Ontology annotation, molecular function: UFM1 activating enzyme activity.